Molecule: messenger RNA, 686 nt
Organism: Dioscorea cayenensis subsp. rotundata (Guinea yam)
Lineage: Eukaryota; Viridiplantae; Streptophyta; Magnoliopsida; Dioscoreales; Dioscoreaceae
Exons: 1
Coding region: 111-425 (104 amino acids)
Source: RefSeq, a predicted model, not a curated record
CAAUUAUUUAAAGCAUGCUCCCAUUCGGGCCAUUCACAUCCCCAUCAGCAAUCUCAAAAUCCUCCCCCUUUCCGAACAAUCACAGCCAGCUCAAAGCACUGUUAUAAGCCAUGCGGACCGCAAGCUCUUUUUCUGCUCCUAUCAGCGAGCAUGAUCGGAAGAUAAGUAAGGAUGAGAAGGUCCCCAGCAGCAGCUCGCCUCCUCCUGCUUCUUCGGGAAAGGCCUCAGAAGCAACAGUGUUUGAUGGCAGACCCCGGAGCCAAGUUGUGAACUCGCCGCCUGCUGUUGCAAGGAGACCUGUGUUUGCUCCAGAUGACAUUAACGAGAGUGCAGAAGCAUUCAUCAACAGGUUCAAGCAUCAGCUCCAGCUUCAACGCCUCCAGUCCAUUGAGAACUACAACCAGAUGCUCGCUAGAGGACUCUGACUGACUGCAUCCCCUUCUGAUCUCUGUGUGAAUCUGCAUGUUCUUGGUUUGAUAGGUUAUGGACGGUGCCUUGCAAUUUUUUUUUCUUCCUGACUACUACCACACAAAACAAUAUGUCGGGCCACCCAGGCUUCUGCUGGCAGCAAUAUCUUCAUUCCUUAUUCAUGUUGUUCUUAAUUCAAUGUCAUCUUGGAUUUUUUUUAUCAUAUCUUCUACGAUUGUGUUUGAUUGUUUUUUAAUAAAAAAAAAUUUCAUGGGUCA